Molecule: messenger RNA, 3694 nt
Organism: Trichogramma pretiosum
Lineage: Eukaryota; Metazoa; Arthropoda; Insecta; Hymenoptera; Trichogrammatidae
Gene: Opa1
Product: dynamin-like 120 kDa protein, mitochondrial
Exons: 17
Coding region: 230-3058 (942 amino acids)
Biological process (GO): mitochondrial fusion
Cellular component (GO): microtubule; cytoplasm; mitochondrial membrane
Molecular function (GO): GTPase activity; GTP binding; microtubule binding
Source: RefSeq, a predicted model, not a curated record
GAGUAGCGAGUAGCGACUGCUGCAUGAUUGUCGCGAAUGUCGGAGAAUCACCCUAAAACUUGCAAAAGUGCGAGAAGAUUUAUCAAACGUCAAGGAAAUUUCAUCAUUUUGAAUCUUCCUUCGUGACCCUGGCCAAGCAGGUAACACGCAAACAAAUCAAUUGAAGCGGCAUGGUUUGAAAGCCCCUAGCAGAACAAUUCGAGAUUACAGUUUCAAACAUAUCAGCAAAAUGAAGCAAAUUCUAUGUGGCAGAUAUGGAUACAGCAAGCCACUUCUGGCAGCUCCUCAAGGAAGAUUAUUUUUUGUUCACCCUCAUAGAACAAUUGUUAUGUUAAGAGUUUUAAGGGGAGUUUUGAAACUGAGAUACCUUUUAUUGGGUGGUGCAGUUACAGGAGGAAUGACUCUGCAAAAAAGAUAUGAAGAGUGGAAGGAAGGGUUGCCAGACAUGUCAUGGCUGGAUAAUGUUAUGCCUACAGAUCAGCAAUGGCAAAGCUUCAGAUCAUCAUUAAUAAAUUUCAAAACUUCAAUUAUGGAUAAUGUAGACAUAGAUCCAAAAUUAAAAGAACUAGGAGAAGCUAAAUAUAAAGAGUAUAGAGAGUGGUUCAACCAAAGAUUAGAUGAUGCCAUUAAAGCUGCAGAAUUUUCCAAUGCUGAAGAUAAAUAUAAAAAUGCAUCAAAUCGUGAUAUUGAAGUGAUCUCAGCCUUUGCAAAUCAAGUUUAUUCAGAAGUCAAAGAUGGAAUAGCGAAAAAUACCGUAGCUUUCGCGGCUGCAGAAGUGAAUGACGAUCGAAGAAGAGCUCAAUCUUCUCAACAAAGAAUCGAUGCCAUGCAUGACGAAGUCAUGCAAAUACAGUCAAAAUAUCAACGUGAAUUAGAAAGACUCGAACGUGAAAAUAAAGAAUUGAGGAAACAAAUGUUACUUCGCGGAAAUAUCAAACAGUCGAAUCGAAAAAUCAAAAAAUCUUUGAUCGAUAUGUACAGCGAUGUAUUAGAUGAAUUGAAUGAAUAUAAUGCAGGCUAUUCGACUGCUGAUCAUCUUCCUCGCGUUGUAGUAGUCGGCGAUCAAAGUGCUGGCAAAACGUCGGUUCUUGAAAUGAUAGCUCAAGCUCGUAUAUUCCCUAGAGGUGGCGGUGAAAUGAUGACGAGAGCACCGGUCAAAGUAACGCUCAGCGAGGGGCCUUAUCACAUUGCCCAGUUUAAAGAUAGUUCUCGAGAGUUUGAUCUUACAAAAGAGUCUGAACUUGCUGAGCUACGUCGUGAAGUGGAAUUACGCAUGAAGAACAGCGUUAAAGGAGGAAAAACAGUCAGCCACGAUGUUAUAUCCAUGACUGUUAAAGGUCCGGGCCUACCACGUAUGGUUUUAGUCGAUUUACCUGGUAUCAUAAGCACUGUUACUACUGAAAUGGCCGAAGAUACUAGAGAUGCCAUACGUCAAAUGACACAACAAUACACAAGUAACCCUAAUGCUAUAAUAUUGUGUAUUCAAGAUGGAUCUGUUGACGCAGAGAGGAGUAAUGUUACUGACUUGGUUUCUCAAAUGGAUCCAACUGGAAAGCGAACUAUAUUUGUCCUUACUAAAGUUGAUGUAGCUGAAGAAAAUAUGACAAACCCUGAAAGGCUUCGAAAAAUUUUAUCUGGAAAAUUAUUUCCAAUGAAAGCUCUGGGCUAUUUUGCUGUAGUUACUGGUCGAGGAAGACAAGACGAUAGCAUUCAAACGAUCAAAGAUUACGAAGAAAAAUUUUUCAGAACUUCAAAAUUAUUCAAAGAUGGUUUAACAAUGUCUGGGCAAGUCACCACUAGAAAUUUAAGUUUAGCUGUUGCUGAAUGCUUUUGGAAAAUGGUGCGAGAAACUGUUGAACAGCAGGCUGACACUUUCAAGGCAACGCGAUUUAAUUUAGAAACAGAAUGGAAAAAUAAUUUUCCUAGACUACGCGAAUUAGAUCGUGACGAAUUAUUUGAAAAGGCUCGCGGAGAAAUUUUAGACGAAAUAGUGAAUCUCUCUCAGGUAUCUCCAAGAAAUUGGGAAGAAGUAUUAAUGUCGCGCUUAUGGGAAAAAGUCAGCACACAUGUCUUCGAAAACAUUUACUUACCUGCAGGUCAAACGGGUAGUGCCGGUACUUUCAAUACAGCAGUAGAUAUUAAAUUGCGACAAUGGGCAGAACAACAGUUACCAGCAAAAAGUGUCGAAUCAGGAUGGGAAAGUUUGCAGCAAGAAUUUCAAAAAUUUAUGCUGCAAGCAAAACUCAGUCCAGAUCAUGAUGACAUUUUUGAUAAUUUGAAAAAAGCGGUUGUAGAAGAAGCUAUGACCAGGCAUACAUGGGAAGAUAAAGCUUCAGAAAUGUUGCGUGUUAUACAAUUAAAUACAUUAGAAGAUAGAAGUGUCAAUGACAAAAGAGAUUGGGAUCAAGCUGUUAAAUUUUUAGAAACAUCUGUUAAAGACAAACUUCAGGUAACGGAACAAGUACUACGAGAAAUGAUGGGUCCAAGUAGUAGGGAGAGAUGGAUGUAUUGGCAGUACCAAACUGAUGAUCAAAAGAAACGAAAUAGUGUUAAAAAUGAACUCGAUAAAAUCCUAUACGCCGAUAAGAAACACACGCCAACAUUAUCGCAAGAUGAACUUACCACAGUUAGGAAAAACCUUCAACGUAACGGGUUAGAAGUUGACAAUGAAUUUAUUCGAGAAACGUGGCAUCCUGUGUAUCGAAGAUUUUUUUUGCAACAAAGUUUAUCAAAAGCUUACGAUUGUAGAAAAGGUUUCUACCUUUACCAUACUGGACACGAUUCAGAUCUUGAAUGCAAUGAUGUAGUUUUAUUCUGGCGCAUUCAACAAAUGUUAAAAGUGACUGCUAAUGCCCUACGGCAGCAAAUCAUGAAUAGGGAAGCCAGAAGACUUGAUAAAGAAAUUAAAGAGGUUCUCGAAGACUACAGUCAAGAUAAUGAAAUAAAACAAAAGCUACUCACAGGACGAAGAGUAACUUUAGCGGAAGAACUUAAACGAGUAAGAAAAAUACAGGAAAAAUUGGAAGAAUUUAUUCAAGCUUUAAACAAAGAAAAGUGAGCUGAAUAUUGAUAACAAAUGACUUUAGGAUUUUGGAUUAGAAAUGCCAUUUAUAACUUGUCAAAGAGGAGCACUGGUAAUUUUUUACUUGUAAAUAAAAAAUUAGAAAUUGUAAUUUAAAUUUUAAAUGUUUCCAUUUCUCGAAUUAUAUGUUGUGCCACCUCUUAGAUUCUUGAAAACUGCUCAAAAAUUCUUUUACAAUAAAAUUACCAACGUAGUGGUGAUAAGUUAUCAAUGUAAAUUGCAAUGGAAGUUUUAAAAUCUUAAGGAUGCGCUUUAAAUUAAUUAAUCAUAAAAUAUUUUGCUACCAAACACCUAUGUAUGCUCUUGAGUUAUUAUGGCAGAAUGAAUUAUAAGCUUGAAGUGCUGUGAGAGGAAGUCACGGACCCUUGUUGAACGAGUGUCUUACGUAAUUUAUUAGAAUUUUUUUAAUGAAACGAAGAUUUUCGUGACAUAUUGUUAAUAAUUUGUAAAAAAUAAAUAUCAAGAAAACAUUGUAUGCAUAGUUGCUUGCAAACGCAUGAAAAAAAAAGAAUGAUUGCUAACAUGAAUGCAAUAUGUUAAAAAAGCAUGUGUAUGUCGAUGCAAUUUUUUUCCCUGUGUAAGGUCAUGAUAUUAUAGUCAUUGCCACACAUG